This is a messenger RNA of Triplophysa rosa, 735 nucleotides long. RefSeq names its product OCIA domain containing 2 (gene ociad2). The transcript is spliced from 7 exons. Bases 118 to 639 code for a protein of 173 amino acids. The record is from RefSeq and is a predicted model, not a curated record. NCBI's taxonomy places the organism in Eukaryota, Metazoa, Chordata, Actinopteri, Cypriniformes, Nemacheilidae. Gene Ontology annotation, cellular component: mitochondrial inner membrane.
GAAGGGAGGAGCAUGUACAGAGCUAAUGACAGAAGGGUGCAGCUUCAUUAAGUUUAAAGACAAACAGCAAACGAGCGAAGUUUUUUAUAAAAAGGAAGCAGACAAGCGAAUAAAAAAAUGAAUGAAAAAGAUUCAACCACAGAAGGAAAUCAGAGUACUGCAAGUGGAGCUGUGGGUGGGAAAUGCAGCAAAGCUGAUUGGAAGAAAUUUCAGUGUCCCUUAUCUGACCCACAAUUUCCCAAAGAUGACUUUAAGCAGAUAUGGAAGGACUGUCAGUACGAGAGCUUCUGGUAUAGAGCUCUUCCUCUGUCUGUCGCCAGUAUGACUGUGACUGGUGGCCUUAUGUACAGUGGUGUGUGGAAAAAGUCUAAGCGAUUUGGGUAUUUCCCGAAACUGAUUUUGGCGGGCAUUGUAGGUUAUGCAGUAGGCAAAGCCUCUUAUAUCCCGACUUACAGAGAGAAGUUUAAAAAACUGGGACCAGAGUUCAACAAAGGGUUUGGUCCUGGGUUUGGACCGCCUGGAUUUGGAGCUGGUGGCUUUGGACCUGGACAUAGACAUUGCAUUCAUGUGUGUGAAAAAUGCAAGCAACAGGGAGCGGAGGACGCCACAACAGCGCCUGAUGCGCCCACUCAGAGCUGAGGGUCAUUAGAAUCAGGAGGACACAGUUCAUUACUUAAUGUUCAUACAAUGUUUUUUUUAAAAUAAAUAAACAAUUCUGCUUUAAAAAUAUGAUGC